AUGUAAUAACUGAAUGGCAAUGAUGAGACAUCUACUUUAGAUGAGAACAUUUCUAAAUAUUAUCAAAUAAUAGAAUUCAAAGGUAAAGGAGCUUAUGGUAUAAUUUGGAAGGCAAUAGAUAAAUAAACAAAGAAAAUAGUUGCUUUGAAAAAGGUUUUUUUUAUAAAGUAUUGUAAAGGUUUUUGAUGCAUUCUCAAAUGAUACAGAUGCAUAGAGAACAUAUAGAGAAGUAAUGUACCUCUAACAAUUGACGUAACAUGAAAAUAUAGUGAAAUUAUUACGUGUACAUAGAGCUUUGAAUAUGAAAGAUUUCUAUAUGACAUUUGAAUAUAUAGAAUCAGAUCUUCAUAAAGUAUAAAUAGUUUAUAAUAAGGUGAUUCGAGCAAAUCUUUUAUAAGUAUAACAUAUUAUUUACAUACUUUACUAAUUGCUGAAAUGCUUAAAAUAUAUUCAUUCUGGAGGAUUAAUUCAUAGGGAUUUAAAGCCCUCAAAUAUAUUGAUAGAUUCAGAUUGUAGAAUAAAAUUAGCGGAUUUUGGUUUAGCAAGAUUAGCAAAUGAAGUUGAUGGAAGUAGCGUGAUGACUGAAUAUGUUGCAACUAGAUGGUAUAGAGCUCCUGAGAUUCUGUUAGGAUCUCCAAUAUAUUCAAAGGCUGUAGAUAUGUGGAGUGUAGGAUGUAUCUUAGGGGAAAUGAUAUUAUGUAAAUCAUUGUUUGCUGGUUAAUCAACAUUAAAUUAAUUAGAAAAAAUUGUAGAAGUACUUGGUAGGCCUACAUUAGAUGAUUUAAAUUAAAUAAAUGCACCUUUAGCUGAUCAAAUAUUUAGAGAAAUUUAAAAUACAAGAAAUAGAAAUUUAUCAUCAUACAUCAAAACUUAAGAUCAGAUUAUAGAUUUUAUUUAAAAAUGUCUUACUUGGAAUCCAUCUAAAAGAAUGACAGUUGAAGAAGCAAUCUCUCAUUCUUUAUUAAAUGAAUUUAGAGGAUCAGAACCUGAAUUAACAUAUUCAGAUUAAAUUAAAAUUGAUUUACCAGAAAAUUUUAAAUUUGAUAGAAAAAAAUAUAGAGAAAUUCUAUAUAAAUUAGAUAUUAAUUAUUAAAAAUAGCAAUAUAUUCGAUAAUUAACUUAGGAAGAUUAAAUUCCUUCAACUUUAAAAAGUAAUUUAAAAAUACCUCAUUAAUAUCAAACUUAAUUUAAAAAUAUAAAUAAUGGGAUUGAAAUUAAAUAAUUUAAGAAAUCAAGAUCUUAAAAUAAAUAAUCAAAUUAACUUUAAUAAUAUUGUUCACAUUUAGAUAUUUAAAAUCAUAUUUUAAUAAGUUAAUCUUUAUAAUAAUAGAAUUUACUUCCUAUUAAACAUAAAUAAUUAUAGAAUAGAGUUAAGACUCUUCCUGAAAAUAAUGUUGAAAUAAUUUAAACAAUUGAACCUAAAAGUCCAGUUAGAGGCAGAUAUUUUUCAUAAAAUAAAAUACUACAAUAACCUUAAAUGAUUACUUCAACUACUCCUAUUAAAAGUAAAUCAAUGAAAAAUAGAAAGUAUAAUAAUUCUGUAGAUUUUAAUUCUUAUCUUAACAAUAGUUCAACUAUGUAAAAACUAUUGACUACCUAUUUGAAUCCAAAAAGACCAACAAAUUAUAACUUCAAAAAAAUUGCUAUAAGAAAUAAAACAAAUAUGGAUAAAACUUUCAUUAAAAAGCAUAUUGCAUCAAUACAUAAUAUAGAUGCUGCCAGCGUGAUCUCCCUCUUAAAAUGA
This is a messenger RNA of Paramecium sonneborni, 1744 nucleotides long. The record is from the annotation of a GenBank genome assembly. NCBI's taxonomy places the organism in Eukaryota, Ciliophora, Oligohymenophorea, Peniculida, Parameciidae.